Molecule: messenger RNA, 1890 nt
Organism: Saitoella complicata NRRL Y-17804
Lineage: Eukaryota; Fungi; Ascomycota; Saitoellomycetes; Saitoellales; Saitoellaceae
Product: Ran-binding-domain-containing protein
Exons: 2
Coding region: 1-1890 (629 amino acids)
Cellular component (GO): cytoplasm; nucleus
Molecular function (GO): GTPase regulator activity
Source: RefSeq, a predicted model, not a curated record
AUGGAUGACCUGUUGGCAAGGGUCGGCGCCCAAGCAGCGACCUUUGCCAUCCGCAGCGGCAUAACCCUCACAGCCUCCUUCGCCGUCAAACAAGUUCAACGCUACAUCGCCGAUAUCCCCAAACAAACUGGUGCCGAACUCGAAAACACGCGGAAGAGACUCGAACAGCGGAUUAGGAUCAUUACGCCUGCGUUGGAGUUGAUUGAUAUCAUCGCGGCGAGGGGGAAUACGAUAUUGGAUAGUACGGUGCGGUUGACGGCGGGGUUGAGGAGGGAUAUUCAGAGGUUUGGAGUUAGGGUGGGAGAGGUCGUUGAUGCCCGAGAAGGAGGGGGUUCGAAGGGGAAGGGAAGGGAGAAGGAGGUGAAGGAGAUUCUGGAGGGGAUGAAGGAAUUGUUGAUGAGGGUCGAGGAAGCGGUACCAUUCAUUUCACUUGCCUUGACGACAUCAGGCGCGAAUAUCUCGAGUACGCUUCCGGAGACAGUGAGUCCCUCCCGCCUUCUCCAGGCCAGCAAUUUCUUGACAAAGGCGGAUGCACGAUAUCUCGCCGAAGAUGAACCUACACAAAUCGGACCUGGGUUCACGUUGAAGUUGUAUACGAUUUUUUCCGGAAGUGAUCGGUUUGCCAAUACGAAUAGUGUGUCAGCGAGUGAUAUUACGUGGAAGGAGGAACAUGCGAAGUGUCGUGUUACCGUUAUGCGGACACCGGCACCGAUUGAGGCGGAGGCGUUGGAUGAGAUUUGGGCGGAUGAGUAUAACUAUGAACUCAACAUCGUGGAGGAUCUGAACGAUGGGAGGUAUCAUGAGGAGUUGGAGGUCGAAGGGGCGGAUAAACCGGUUAAAGAGUCGGAUGGCUUCAUUCCAGGAAGGGCACGGGCUAUUCCGGUACAUCUGCUUGCACGGUUGUUCUUCUCUGCGAGCGGAAGGUUACUGAACAUCGAGGAAGCACGAACUCCGGUGUUGGUGUUGAAACUGAAUCACUCACUUCCGCCGCCGAGAAAGUUGAUGGAACAGAUGAGGUCUGGGACGAUGCCAGAUGACGAAUUGGAGUCUGACAUCGAGGAAGAAGGUGAAGAGGAAGAGCAAGAGAGGGCUGAUGAAAAUAUCGAAUGGCUGGCUCUGGAGUUGUUCAAUGAGAACGGGGAUGAUGACUAUGAGUCCGACUUCGACGAUCUACAGAGUGACAUUGGAGAGGACGAGACUCCGUCACCGAAAGAGGACAGCGGACAUUCUCCGGGUCUGAACGCUGAAGACACGCUCUCAACAGCCGUCAACCAACUCAACAUCGGCACCCCACCACCGCGCUCCCUUCCUCCCGCCAACCUCCCUCCUCCCCGUCCUAACUCGGAUUCCAAUUCCUCCCUCGCAACCCUCUCACUCCUUGAAUACAUCCUCCGCCUCUCAGCCCUCCAAACAAGUGAACAAGAAUCCAUGCUCAACAUCACGGACGAACGUAUCUCACUCUUCCUGCGCGACGAUAAUGGCGGUGCAGCGUCACGGAGGGAACGUGAGGGUGUGGCUAUGGGAGAUCCGAGGGGUGGUGCAGGGGAUGUUUUUGCUACACCUGUUACCGUCGGGAGUUUUGGGAGUGGAAGCCGGAGGCAGGGGAGUGGACAGGGAGAAAGGAGGAGGGGUAGUGGGAUGGAGAGGUUGGAUACACCGUUACAGGAGCGCUUGGCCCGAGCACGUCGGACCCAAGAUAUACAAGGUCGAGAUAUCUUGGCGACACCUGUUUCACGUGGUGCGGACCUUGUAGCUGAAGGUACUUUGAAUUCGGCGGGAAGACUGGGAAAGGAUUCUAGGGCCGGGAGAAGGUCAAUGACAGCCCGGGCCGGGAGCGCGCCGAGUGCCUCUGAUAGGAAUAGGAAGAAUGAUCUACCGGCGGGUGAAUGA